AUGAACCACCCGCCGCCCCCUUCCCGUGUCGGCCGGAGGCAGAAGCGGCAGAAGGGCUCCGAGGCGGCGGCGCGGCUCCCCGCCGUGGCGCUGCUCUCAAAGUGUCGCCUUCGCCUGCUCAAGCUCGAACGCGUCAAGGACUACCUCCUCAUGGAAGAGGAGUUCGUCGCCAGCCAGGAGCGCCUGCGCCCCAGCGAGGAUAAGAUGGAGGACCGAUCCAAGGUCGACGACCUCCGCGGCACCCCCAUGAGCGUUGGUUCGCUGGAGGAGAUCAUCGACGAGAGCCACGCCAUCGUCUCCUCGUCCGUCGGGCCCGAGUACUACGUCGGGAUACUUUCCUUCGUCGAUAAGGACCAGCUCGAGCCUGGAUGUGCCAUUCUGAUGCACAACAAGGUUCUGUCAGUGGUUGGUAUUUUGCAAGACGAAGUUGAUCCUAUGGUUUCUGUCAUGAAAGUUGAAAAGGCACCUUUGGAGUCUUAUGCUGACAUUGGUGGCUUGGAUGCUCAAAUUCAAGAAAUCAAAGAAGCAGUUGAACUUCCCUUAACACAUCCUGAGCUAUAUGAGGACAUUGGUAUCAGACCUCCAAAGGGAGUUAUACUAUAUGGGGAACCUGGAAGGCUGGAACAGGGAAAACUCUACUCGCAAAGAUAUUCUCAAGUUCUGGCUGUUGACAAUUCUACAUCAGCAACGUUCUUGCGUGUUGUUGGGAGUGAAUUGAUCCAAAAGUACCUCAGUGAUGGUCCCAAGCUUGUUAGAGAAUUGUUCAGGGUGGCUGAUGAUCUUUCUCCUUCAAUUGUCUUUAUUGAUGAGAUUGAUGCAGUUGGGACAAAGAGGUAUGAUGCUCAUUCUGGUGGCGAGCGUGAGAUUCAGAGAACCAUGUUGGAGUUGUUAAAUCAGCUGGAUGGUUUUGAUUCAAGAGGAGAUGUUAAAAAAAGCAGCUUUGUUCUUACCAGGUUUUGUUUUGAUGAGAAGAUACACACAUCGAAAAUGACACUGGCUGAUGAUGUAAACCUAGAAGAGUUUAUUAUGUCAAAAGAUGAGUUUUCAGGUGCCGACAUCAAGGCCAUUUGUACUGAAGCUGGCUUGCUUGCUUUGAGAGAGCAGCGGAUGAAGGUGACGCAUGCAGACUUCAAGAAGGCCAAAGAAAAGGUCAUGUUCAAGAAGAAAGAAGGCGUACCAGAAGGCCUCUAUAUGUGA
Messenger RNA from Miscanthus lutarioriparius, 1197 nucleotides. NCBI's taxonomy places the organism in Eukaryota, Viridiplantae, Streptophyta, Magnoliopsida, Poales, Poaceae. The record is from the annotation of a GenBank genome assembly.